Messenger RNA from Cuscuta campestris, 1624 nucleotides. NCBI's taxonomy places the organism in Eukaryota, Viridiplantae, Streptophyta, Magnoliopsida, Solanales, Convolvulaceae. The record is from the annotation of a GenBank genome assembly.
CUCCCUCUUCUCUCUUUCUCUCUCUCUCAAUCCCGGACGUUUCCCGUUUCUCUGCGCACGAUAAAGUCCCCCCCCUUUUCGUUUCCGAACUCUGUUCCGUUCUCCUCGCCAUCACCGCCUCCAUAUUCGGAGACGGAUAGAAUAGAGCUUCGCGUUCUGUUACCAUGUCAUUCCUCGAGGGUAUUCUCCCGUUUUUUAUGGAUCGAAUUAGGGAGAAGACCAGCGGCUUCGCAGGCUCCUUUUUGCUGAGAGUUUCUCAAUCUAUGUCUAACGACAGCUGCGGCAGUUCUGACAGUGGGCCAGGGAACUGCCAAGACAGUGGGACGGCUUUCGUCCUUAAAAUGGUUGCAAUUGGCUGUAUCCUAAUCGCCGGUGCAUUUGGAGUUUCAUUUCCAUUAAUUGGAAAUAAACGACGGUUCCUUCAAACAGACUCAAACCUCUUUGUUGCUGCCAAAGCCUUUGCUGGUGGUGUCAUCCUUGCCACUGGUUUUGUCCACAUGUUGCCCGAUGCGACCGAGAAUCUGACCGACUCCUGUCUGCCUGAUUUUCCUUGGUCGAAAUUCCCGUUCUCCGGAUUCAUUGCGAUGAUGUCAGCACUGGCUACAUUGGUUGUUGACUUUGUCGGGACCCAGUAUUACGAAAGGAAGCAAGAGAAACAGAGCCAAAAAGGAAACACUGAGUCACUUGAGGCAGCAUUGUCUGAGUCUGCAAUUGCUCCCGUGGAGAUAAAAGGGAGGAACGGAAUGGUGUUUGGGGAAGAAGAGGGAGGCACAAUUCACAUUGUUGGAAUGCAUGCACAUGCUGCUCAUCAUAGACAUAACCAUUCUCAAGAAGUUGGGGCAUGCCAAGGCCGCACCAAGGAGCAUUCACACGGCCAUUCACACUCUCAUUCGCACAAUAUUGGUCACGAGGAUGAUGAAAAUGGCGCGAGGCACGUAGUCGUUUCGCAGGUUUUGGAGCUAGGAAUAGUGUCGCACUCGAUGAUCAUUGGUCUAUCACUUGGGGUUUCUGAAAGUCCAUGCACAAUAAGACCCUUGAUUGCGGCGCUAUCCUUCCACCAGUUCUUUGAAGGGUUUGCCCUUGGGGGUUGCAUAUCACAGGCCCAAUUCAGGACCCUACGCGUCACCCUAAUGGCCAUGUUCUUUGCCAUAACGACCCCCUUGGGGAUCGCCGCGGGGCUCUUACUUUCCUCCUUCUACAACCCUAACAGCCCUAGGGCCAUGGUGGUGGAGGGCAUCUUUGACUCCAUCUCUGCAGGUAUCCUAGUGUACAUGGCUUUGGUUGACUUGAUCGCCGCCGAUUUCUUGAGCAAGAAGAUGAGCUGCAAUACCAGGCUCCAAAUCGCGUCCUAUUUUUGCCUGUUUUUAGGCGCUUUACUUAUGUCGUGUCUCGCUAUAUGGGCUUGAAUAUUCAUUCCCUCUGCUUUGUUAUAUAUGUGUAAUGCAUGUGAUCUAGCUUGUGUUAUUGUCAUAUGAAAUCCCAACAGAGGCAUUAUUGUUUGUACCAUUUCAUCUCUUUUUAAUGUUGAUGAGGGCUGAAAAGGAAUGCCAAGCUGUAAAGAUGGAAGUUUCAGAAAUGGUGGUAUUCUUCUUAGGUUCAUAUGAAGUAAAUGUAUUUACCCGGU